Molecule: messenger RNA, 855 nt
Organism: Capsicum annuum
Lineage: Eukaryota; Viridiplantae; Streptophyta; Magnoliopsida; Solanales; Solanaceae
Product: loganic acid O-methyltransferase-like
Exons: 2
Coding region: 1-855 (284 amino acids)
Biological process (GO): methylation
Molecular function (GO): S-adenosylmethionine-dependent methyltransferase activity
Source: RefSeq, a predicted model, not a curated record
AUGCAGAAAGAAGUGUUAGAUAGUGCAAAAGACAUGUUGAGAGAUGCAAUUACUCGAAAGCUUGACAUCAAAAUCAUGUUGUCUUCUUCAAAUGCAAUACGUAUUGCAGAUUUGGGAUGUUCAGUUGGACCAAACACUUUCAUUGCAAUGCAACAUGUUGUACAAGUUCUAAAGGAAAAAUACCAUAAUAACAACAUUCUUGAAUUCCAAGUAUUUUUCAAUGAUCAUGUCACCAAUGAUUUCAACGCCCUCUUUCGAUCACUACCCAUCGAUCGAUCCUACUAUGCAUUCGGAGUUCCAGGAACAUUCCAUGGUAGAUUAUUUCCAUCGCGAUCGAUACAUUUUGCACAUUGUUCUAGUGCCAUACAUUGGUUAUCUAUGUGUCCAGAAGAGUUGUUAGAUGAAAAAUCUCCAGCAUGGAAUAAGGGAUUGAUUCAAUAUGAAGGUGCAUCAAAUGUUGAAGUGUUGAGUGCUUAUGUUGCUCAAUUUGAAAAAGACAUGGAAAUGUUCUUAGAUGCAAGAGCUCAGGAGAUUGUUGAAGGUGGAAUGAUGGUGAUAAUUUCACCACAAUCAAGUGAAUGUCUUGUGAAAUUUUUUGGUUCUAGUCUUAUGGAUUUGGUGAGUGAGGGAAAGUUAGAUGAAUCUUUAGUCGACUCAUUCAAUGUGCCAACAUAUUUUCCCUCUCCUAAAGACAUGACUAAAGCGGUGGAGAAAAAUAAUUGUUUUAGCAUCGAGAGAAUAGAGUUAACGUAUCCCAAAUCAAAGCUUGUGGAAGAGGCUGAUGCAAAGACUUUAAUAAUAAAUCUAAGAGCUGUUUUAGAAGUACUUCUCGUCAAUCAUUUUGGAAGUGAAUAG